Xenopus tropicalis (tropical clawed frog) is the source of this 2365-nucleotide messenger RNA. RefSeq lists its product as uncharacterized. Bases 162 to 2099 code for a protein of 645 amino acids. The record is from RefSeq and is a predicted model, not a curated record. NCBI's taxonomy places the organism in Eukaryota, Metazoa, Chordata, Amphibia, Anura, Pipidae. Gene Ontology annotation, molecular function: DNA binding. The transcript is spliced from 6 exons.
CGACGCGGUGGGCGGAAGUAACAUGGCGCUGCCUAUUGGUGUGUCAGACGGCUGUUAGGAUUGUCCUGUUGCUCCGAGGCUGCGUUUGUUUGCACAGGUGCUGCUGAAUAGGAUUGGCCCAAGAGUCCGUAAGGAAACCCUACACUAGCCAGACAGACACAAUGCCGAGCUGUAUAGUCCAGAACUGUGGCAACACCAGCCACAAGGCCUCUGAGAAAGGACUCAAACUGCACCCGUUCCCCACUACCCUGGAGAGGAUCAAGCUGUGGCUCCGGGUCAUUCCCCAGAGGUUUGAGGAUUUGGAUUCCUUUGCGCAGCAGAUUUUAGACGCCAAGAAGACCAAACCCUAUCGCGUCUGCUCCCAGCAUUUCACCAAGGAGUGUUACGUCUACAUGAGCGGGAAGCCCUUUUUAUCCCAAAAUGCCGUCCCCUCUGUUUUCAACUCCGCCCGCUCCCCGCCGGCCAAGCGCUUCUGCAUGGAUCCGGCGCAUGUCGGCUUGAAGGAAAAACCGGCGUGUGUCGACGUUAGCACUCGCACGGACAUAUACAACUUCGGCAAGGACCGGGGCACUCAGUUUGAUCGUUACUAUGGAGUGAAGAGCAGGAAGGUCGCCACGGAACCCAAGAGCUUCACCAGGGACGUGGCCACAUUCACCGACCCACGGAUACAAACGGCCGAGCCGCAGAUCAGCAGCUGGGAGAAGAAGCUCAAGGUCAUCACCCCGAGGCCGUCAGUCAGUACUGUGGAUAAAGGGUCACAGUGCCCCAAGUAUGAUUUCUGCAGGAACCAGAGCGCACACUUCAACGUCGGCCCCUCCUACAAAGAUCUGAUGGGAAUGUCAGAAGGUCGCACUUACACAGUGAUGGGGAACAAGGAUAAAAAUCAGCGAAAUGAAAAGAUCCUGAAUCUCACAAUGGAGAUUAUCUAUCUGCUGACUGGAGAGGACUUUAUGGUUAUGAAAAGGUCUCCUAACGGCUUCCCAGAGAGGUGCAGCGACUGUAUGUCGGAGGGGCCCUGCAGGCGUCACACCCCAACUGUGUCUCAUUCAUUCCACUCUGUGACCAAUGAGAAACUGGUCCUGGAACUCAUCUCCAACAUCAUCCAGCUGCUGACUGGAGAGGAAUGGGAGAAUUUAAAAGAUUUUAACAAGGCCCUUUACAGGGAAGGGAUAAAGGAGGAGGAGGAGCCCCAGCAGCUCCGCCCACUGAGUUGUCGCUAUGAAGAUAUGAGGAACAAUUCAGUUCAUCUCCAAGCAACGGUGCGCACCAAUCCCGUCACAAACAGGAGGGGAACCAAAAGGGCAGCAAGUGCCCCCCUACAGCCCCCAGCAGCCGUUGUUAUUAAGGAGGAGCCGACUGAAUGGGACGUAGGAGAUUAUUCCCACUGUAGCGCUGCUGAUACACUUCCUGGUGUUACAGGGACACAUACAGCUGCUUUGGGAUGCAACCAAAAUAUCAACACUACGACCAUUAAGGAAGAGGCAGCUUCAUGGAAAGAAGAAAACCAAUCAGAUUGCAGCAUUAACCCAUUUGCAGAACAGGGAACAGACACACCUACUCUGAUUAUGGGGUGCACGGUCUCUACUAUGACUAUUAAGGAGGAGCCUGAUUCAUGGGAAGGAGAAAGCCAAUCAGAUUGCAGCAUUAAUCCCCUUACAGAACAGAUACAGGGAACAGACACACCUACUCUGAUUAUGGGGUGCACGGUCUCUACUAUGACUAUUAAGGAGGAGCCUGAUUCAUGGGAAGGAGAAAGCCAAUCAGAUUGCAGCAUUAAUCCAUAUACAGAACAGGGAACAGACACACCUCUGAUUAUGGGGUGCACGGUCUCUACUAUGACUAUUAAGGAGGAGCCUGAUUCAUGGGAAGGAGAAAGCCAAUCAGAUUGCAGCAUUAAUCCAUAUACAGAACAGGGGACAGAUGCACCUACUUCCAUCACGGGGAGCCGCCAUGAUUAUAUAGCAAAUACUAUAAAGAGGGAAGCAGCAUUAUACGAAGGGGGGAACCAUUCUGACUACAGCAAUAAUCCAUGUAGAGAACAGAUACAGGGAACCGGAGAACCGAGUUUUAGAACUGGAUUCAUCCUGAAGAACAGCUAGUCGGGAAUGCACUGCAUAUAAUAUAUAUAUAUAGUAAAAUAAAUGCUUCCGGGACAGAAUCAACGAGAAAAAUGCAACGCGGCCCAUUUCCCUAAUGCGAGAGGAAUUCCGAGACAGACCCUAAUUUUUUGUUCUGUUUGUGGUAAAUGUUUAACCCACUUUGGAGCAGAUGAACGACACUUGGUCUGUAUUGUAUAGAGGGGCUUAGUGACCCCUCGGAUAGAAAGCCUGGAGCUAAACUUGCAAAUAAACCCCCCACACAUUUA